CGCGGCGGGGCCGGGGCCGGUGCCGGUGCGGAGGUAGCGGCGGGUCGCUCGGUGCCGCUCGGUUCCCGCUUUGGUUUCCACCCCCCGCCGCCCCCAACCCGGCCCCGCUCCCCGGUAGCCGCGAUGCCCAACUUCUCCGGGAACUGGAAGAUGAAGAGCUCGGAAAACUUCGAGGAGCUGCUGAAAGCGCUGGGCGUCAACAUGAUGCUGAGGAAGAUCGCGGUGGCGGCGGCCUCGAAGCCGGCGGUGGAGAUCAAACAGGACGGGGAGACCUUUUACAUCAAGACCUCGACCACCGUCCGCACCACCGAGAUCAGCUUCAGGAUCGGGGAGGAGUUCGAGGAGCAGACGGUGGACGGGCGGCCCUGCAAGAGUUUGGCCAAGUGGGAGAGCGAGAACAAGAUGGUGUGUGAGCAGCGGCUGCUGAAGGGCGAAGGACCCAAGACGGGCUGGUCCAGGGAGAUGACCAACGAUGGGGAGCUCAUCCUGACGAUGAUGGCCGACGAUGUUGUCUGCACCAGGGUCUACAUCCGGGAGUGACCCCCCCGCUCCGCUGACCCCCGGCACCACAUCAGCAUUCCCACCGCCCCCCCCCAGCCCUUUUGCCUCCCCCCCAUCCCUGUGUGUCCCCCCCCAGCCCCCAUUACCCACCCUGUGUCCCCUCCGCUCACCCCACAGCCACAGGGAGGGGGUUGCAUCUUCCCAAGGGGCUACAUCAGAGCAACCCCCUUUUUUGGGGGUAAACCACAGCUUUUUCGUCCGUCCCCCCACCCAGCACAGGGUUUCUCUAGGGGCAGGAAAAUCUCAUUUUCUGGCCCCGUUUCUGCCGCCCUCGCUGCAAGACAAAGCACCCGGUUUUUGGAGAGGCGCCGGGGCCGCAGCGGGGGGUAACGCAGACACCUCCCUGGGUCUUUGGGUUGGUUUUAACUGUUUUUGGUUCAGUUUGAAUUUUUUUUUUUUUUUUUUUUUUUUUUCCUGAACGCAGCCCCUGGCCCUCACCCUGCCCCGGGGCCGUGCUCACUCUCCCCCCCACCCUGCUCCACGUCCCCCCAGUAUUUAUUUGUGAAUAUUGUAUCGGAAGGAAACACCAAACAACCCCAACCCAUUCAGCUUCAGGUCUGAGCCCCUCCCAGGAUCCGAAACCCCCUCCCAAGGAUCGUCCCGCCACCUCCCUCCUCUUUUCAAUAAAUGUUCUACGACCCA
Molecule: messenger RNA, 1203 nt
Organism: Tyto alba (common barn owl)
Lineage: Eukaryota; Metazoa; Chordata; Aves; Strigiformes; Tytonidae
Gene: CRABP2
Product: cellular retinoic acid binding protein 2
Exons: 4
Coding region: 124-540 (138 amino acids)
Biological process (GO): fatty acid transport
Cellular component (GO): cytosol; nucleus
Molecular function (GO): fatty acid binding
Source: RefSeq, a predicted model, not a curated record